Molecule: messenger RNA, 785 nt
Organism: Plutella xylostella (diamondback moth)
Lineage: Eukaryota; Metazoa; Arthropoda; Insecta; Lepidoptera; Plutellidae
Source: RefSeq, a predicted model, not a curated record
UCAAAGCCUUCUACAAGUUGUGUAUCGCGGACAGCCUAAGCUCUUUUCAUUAAAUUGUCAAUCGUCCUCCUUAAGCCAUACUGGCCAGUCAAGUUUAGGAAAUUAAAAAUAAAAUUCGAAUAGAGAAUAUUCUUUAGUGUUGCUAACAGUGAGUGUACCGGAAGUGAGUUGAGAAAUUAAAAACAAAAGCAUUUUAAAAAUGAAUUCUAAGGCACUGAUUUGUUUUGUAAUUUUGUCAGUGAUUUUUGUCACCGGCAGUGAUGGUGUAACGGACAACGAACCAUCGAACUAUGACAUAAGCCGCAAUAGCAAACUAGGAGUCGGCAACAACAACUACGGCAACUACAUCCCGGACUAUCCGGAGUAUCCUGGCCAGUACGGAGGCCAGUACGGAGGCCAGUAUGGAGGCCAGUACGGAGGCCAGUACCCCCACAAGCCGCAGUUGCCAGGCCCGCCCGGGGCGCACCCCGGAUGCCCGCUCUGUGACUCGUCGGUCUACAGUUACUGCUCCUACAAGCAGUCCCAUGACUCCUGCUGCUGUGAUGGAUCUCAAUACAACCUCCCCUUCAGCUGUCGCAAGGCGGACUGCAAGUUCCUGUACGCCAACUCGUGCCAGGAGUACAACCUCAUCAGCUCGUGCUGCUGCGUCGAUCUGGAGAAGAGUGCGGCGCCGCAGGCCGCGUUUGUGGCGCCUGUUGUACCUGUUGUUGGAUAGGAGGGGGAAAAGAAGGGGAGAUACGUAGAUUAAAGGUCUAGAUAGACGGAACGCAUUUCAACUGCAAUCC